Molecule: messenger RNA, 1365 nt
Organism: Thamnophis sirtalis
Lineage: Eukaryota; Metazoa; Chordata; Lepidosauria; Squamata; Natricidae
Source: RefSeq, a predicted model, not a curated record
AUGGUUCUAAGACAUAGAGAAGACUUGAACAAUUCUGAGGUGAAUAUGGUCAUGUCACUUCUAGGAAUGUUCUGUCCAACUUUAUUUGAUGUCAUCAGCAGCCUUGAAAAUUAUCAUCCCCGAAUCGCUUUACGGUGGCAGCUGGGACGCAUCUUCGCUCUUUUUCUGGGCAACUUGUACACCUUCAUUAUUGCUCUCAUGGAUGAAAUCAAUCUCAAGCUGGAAGAAGAGAAGAUUGUAAAACAGAACAUGACAAUCUGGCUAGCUAGUUUGUACAAUGGAACCCUGCCAGAAAACAUCACAACUCCCCCUGUUCAAGUCAACCCUGCAGAUGUUCCCAGAGGUCCUUGUUGGGAAACCAUGGUUGGUCAGGAAUUUGUGCGUUUAACAAUCUCUGACACUGUGACAACCUACAUCACAAUUUUAAUUGGGGAUUUCCUAAAAGCCGUUUUUGUCAGGGUAUUCAAUCACUGCUGGUGUUGGGACUUGGAAUAUGGCUUUCCUUCGUAUUCAGAAUUUGACAUUAGUGGAAAUGUGCUUGGUCUGAUCUUCAAUCAAGGCAUGAUCUGGAUGGGUUCUUUUUAUGCACCAUGUCUUCCUGCUAUCAAUGUUCUCCGCCUCCAUACGUCUAUGUACCUUCAGUGUUGGGCUGUGAUGUGCUGCAAUGUUCCCCAUGAAAGAGUCUUCAAAGCUUCAAGAUCCAACAACUUCUACAUGGCGAUGCUCUUGUUCAUUCUAUUCCUCUCGACUCUACCCGUUGUCUAUACCAUUGUAUCCAUCCCACCAUCAUUUGACUGUGGUCCAUUCAGUGAGAAAACCAGAAUGUUUGAAGUCAUCGGAGAAACUCUGGAGCAUGAUUUCCCUUCCUGGUUUCAGAAGGUUUUCAGUCUGGUCUCCAACCCUGGUGUGAUCCUACCUUUCAUUCUUCUGAUGGUGCUGAGCAUCUACUAUCUCAACGCUACAUCAAAAGGAUAUCAGGCUAUGAAUUUGGAGCUCAAGAAGAAAUUGCAAAAUCAAGCAGAAGAAAACAAAAGGAGGAACAAGCAAAAAGCUCAGCAACCACAGGACAAUGAAGAAGUCUCUGUUGAGACUCAGAACAAUCCCAAGGGAGCCCAAGAUAAAAACAAAGCAGAGAAGGAGUCUAAGAAGAAAUCACCUCAAGAGCAGGAAGAAAGAUCUGGUGUGUCCAAUGGAAACCUUUCCCCACCCUGCAAAGGAAGAGGGGGUAGACCCACACCUCCCCCCCACAUAGCAGUGACACAAGCACCAGGACUUCGAGGCAAAGGCAUGAAUGGCCACUCUGGAACUCCACCCGGUGGAACCUUUCAGCCAAGGAUACCAGGAUCACCUCAAAAUUACCAAUAA